CACUCAGGAUGUCAUUCAAAGUUGUUGUCAAUCAUUAGCUCGUAAACAACACUAAACCUUUCCCUUACACUCCCGCACUUCAGUCUGCAACAUGGCUACAGACCCUUUACUUGCGGUCGCCGUAGACACCAACGACCACGCAGCCGUAGAUUUCCCAACAGCAUCGCCGGGGCUUCCAGGCCGUCUUUGGGCCAUUAGCGAUCUCCACCUGUCUUACAAGACGAACCGCGAAGAGCUUCAGAAGCUUCUACCUCGACCCAAUGACGGACUGAUUCUAUGCGGCGAUAUUGGCGAAUCUCCAGAUCACCUCCACGAAGCUUUCACGAAAGCGACAGCCUGCUUCAAGCAAGUAUUCUGGGCCCCGGGAAACCACGAAUUGUAUACUCUACCCACACAGAGACACAGCGGCCUGCGCGGGGAGAAGAAGUAUGAAGAGUGCGUUGAGAUCGCUCGAGAAUAUGGCGUGAAGACGCCCGAGGACGACUUCGUCUUAUGGCAAGGCGAGGGCGGGCCCUGUAUAAUCGCACCGAUAUUCACGCUGUACGACUACAGCUUUCGGCCGGAUGAUGUCAAACUAGAAGAUGCUCUCGAUUGGGCGCGAGAAAAGGAUAUUGAGGCGACCGAUGAACAUCUACUUCAUCCAGAUCCGUACUCAUCACGCAUAGAAUGGUGCAAUGCGCUGUUGGCGCGAACAGAGCACCGGCUGUCUGCAGCUGUCGCAUCGAACCCCGGUGUGCAAUUGAUCAUUGUCGGGCACUGGCCGUUGCGACAUGAUCUGGUGAAGCUUCCCAACGUUCCGAGAUUUAGUCUUUGGUGCGGUACAAAGAAGACAACAGACUGGCACAAGAAAUUCAAUGCUAAAGUCGUUGUCAGCGGCCACCUGCAUAUCAGGAGGACGGAUUGGAUCGAUGGCACACGAUUCGAAGAGGUUAGUCUGGGCUAUCCCAGGCAAUGGCAGGAGUGCAUGGACAGAGGAUUGGAUGUGAAUGAUCUCUUGAGAGAGAUAUUACCUGGCCCUGAAGAACCCCCGCUAGAACAACGCGCUACAAGAUGGAGACGGUACGGAUGAGGCUGUCAGGUGCAAACAUAGCUCCGCUAAAGACCGUUAUCGCUCGGCCAGACUUGUUGUGCCGCGCAAACCACAAUGACACCUGGGAGGUAGACCGCGCUUUCAUAUCAAUUGGCGGGUCAUUCUACGCUCUACACCAUAUAGACAACUCCAUUUCCCAACGUGGUCGUACUUUGAAUCUCGUUGUACGUUCAUGUACUCAUCCCACUACCCAGUCUCCUUCCUACAAGGGUAACGCAAGUCAGAUGGGAUCGACCAAUCCUCCCGUCCGCCUAAACCACGCACUGGCCGACCGCACCUGUCAACCCCAGGCCGCCCCAGACCCUUUGGUGGGAACGCAUGACAACCUAAUAUAUGAAUGCCCAGGAUCCGCACGAACUAUUUCUCCAUGCAGCAUUCAACCCGAUCCUGCAUUAAACAUGACUUGCGCAUCACUGCUCGGUG
Molecule: messenger RNA, 1513 nt
Organism: Aaosphaeria arxii CBS 175.79
Lineage: Eukaryota; Fungi; Ascomycota; Dothideomycetes; Pleosporales
Product: metallophosphoesteras-like protein
Exons: 1
Coding region: 92-1069 (325 amino acids)
Molecular function (GO): hydrolase activity
Source: RefSeq, a predicted model, not a curated record